Rhipicephalus sanguineus (brown dog tick) is the source of this 1866-nucleotide messenger RNA. Its product is annotated as serine/threonine-protein kinase fray2-like. The record is from RefSeq and is a predicted model, not a curated record. The transcript has a single exon. Gene Ontology annotation, molecular function: RNA binding; zinc ion binding. The coding region runs from base 1 to 1740 and encodes 579 amino acids. Gene Ontology annotation, biological process: regulation of cell cycle; regulation of mRNA splicing, via spliceosome. Lineage: Eukaryota; Metazoa; Arthropoda; Arachnida; Ixodida; Ixodidae.
AUGCCCGUCCAUGAGCAGGAAGCCAAGUACGCUGCCAUUACCGCUCAGUAUGGUGCACCUGCAUACCGCAGUGGUCAGGACCUCAGCACGGCAACGUGCUUCAAUUGCCGGCAGUUAGGUCACCUGGCUGCCAGGUGCCCUUCACCCCGAGCUACGCGUCAGCGACUCCCAGACAACACGCAUCCCCAUGCCACGGCCAUGUCUUGCCUAGAGGGAUCACUCGUGCAGUGCGCCGUCAUUGAAGCUCAUGUAGCAGGUGUUGGAACUGUCGACGCCUUCCCAGACAGUGGCUCUAAGAUCACCAUAUUGACUGAAGACCUUGUCCCGUCAUCUGCCUUGACACCUUGGAAAAAGCCACCUCUCUCUGUCGUGGGAGGAGGUACAGGUAUGCCAGCAGGUACGCUGUCGACUUCCAUUUCACUUGGCCCCAUAUCUGCAGUUGUGGAUGUGACAGUGCUUCCCCGUAACCCCCUACCUCUGAUCCUCGGCGAAGACUGGUUUCAAGCUGCACAGGCAGAACUCAUCGUGAAGCCACCAAAGCCCACGGAAAUUCACCACCCAAGCACAAAUACAGCGCUCUUCUGUCUUCAGAAACUCUUCCCAAGAAUGGCCAAUGCCGUAUUUCUCCACAGCCAGCCCUUGUUUGCUUCAACUCAGUUCACUACUGGAGGACUACAGCUUGAACCCAUUCCUGAUAACAACCGACCGCCAUCGCUGUCACUGGCAUGCCAUGAAGCACUAUUUGAGAAAGGAGUCAAAGACAAGCCUGUGGAGUUGCCCCACUGUUCAGCCAGCUCCACAACAGACGAGACAAGUUCCCUACUGCGUGAAGCACAAAUUAGUCAACAACUCUCCAGCGAAGAGUCAACUGUCAGUCCCGACAGGGAGACACGAGAUGAAAGUCCAGAGAAACCAAGCCGAAGCCGGGAUGCGAAAACCAGCCGUAGCAGAGAGAAAAGGAGUCACAGCCGGGAGAAAAAGAGGAACCAUAGUCGUGCGAAAAACAGAAGCCUGAGCCCAGAGAAAAAGAGAAGCAAAAGUCGUGAGAGGAGAAUGAGCCGUAGCCGAGACAGAAGCCGCCGCAGCAAGGAGAGGAAAAGACGCAGGACCCGAAAGAAAGAACGAAGUCCCAGCCGUGAAAAGACGCGGAAUCGCCACCGUGAGAAGCGGAGUCACAGUAGAGACAAAAGGAGAAGCCGCAGCCGAGAAAAAAACCGAAGCAUAAGCCGAGAUGGGCGCAGGAGCCGUAGCAGAGACCAGAGGAGAAGCCGCGCCAGGAAGCGCCCAAGUCGAAUUCGAGACAGGCGGAGGAACCGAAACACAAGACCUCGCAGCAGGAGCCGUCCUCGACGAAGCUGGACCCGGGCCAUGCUGCUGCAGAGUAGGCGGAGUGCCGAACAGUUGCGGAACAAGAGCAACAAGAGCCCCAUAGUCCCAGUCGCCCGCGCCGUCAUAUUCGUGAGCCCAGAAGGUUUGACGACUACGACGUCUGACGCAGCCAGUUCUCACCUACGCCACUGCCACAAGCCCCGUCACCAGCCCCAUCCCUGUGCAGUUUUCAAGACUUUUUCAUGUGCCGAACAUUACGACCACGGGACUUGGUCGCCUAAGAGGGGGUGGGAUGUGAGGUGUCAGCCAUCCCACAGUGUCUAUCUCCCGUGUCUCCGGACAGAUGGCAGCACACAUCCGAUCCGCCUAGCGUGUCGAGCGCCCAGUGUCAGUCGCGGGUGUCGCGUGUGAGACGCUAGCAGAGUCAGCCAUGGACCGCCCGCGUUGCUAGUGUGAUGCGUUGUGCUGGUGUUCUUGUGUGAGUGUCGCCCUGUUUGGCCGCUGAGUUUCAUUUUUACCGUGUUAAUAAACAUGUAG